Messenger RNA from Saprolegnia diclina VS20, 615 nucleotides. RefSeq names its product RarD protein. Gene Ontology annotation, cellular component: plasma membrane. The coding region runs from base 1 to 615 and encodes 204 amino acids. Lineage: Eukaryota; Oomycota; Saprolegniomycetes; Saprolegniales; Saprolegniaceae. The record is from RefSeq and is a predicted model, not a curated record. The transcript has 2 exons.
AUGAACACCAUGCGCAUCGAUCCUGGUGUUGCGUACGCACUCGCGGCUUUUGUCACGUGGGGCCUCUACCCGCUGUACUGGAAGCAGCUUUACGGCAUUCCCGACCUCCAGCUCGCCAUGCACCGGAUCUCCUGGGCCUUUGUCGUUCUCGCCGGUAUGCUCACGUACAAGCGGCAAUGGACUGAGUUCAAGCGCGGCGUCUCGAGCUGGAAGGUCUUUGGCACGUAUACACUCUCGAGCAUCUUCAUCUUUACCAAUUGGUACCUCCUCGUGUGGGCCAUCAACGCCGGCUACAUUAUCGAAACGAGCCUCGGUGUCUUUAUCAACCCGCUCAUCAACGUCGUCUUUGGCGUGCUCAUCUUCAAGGAGACGCUCAGCAAGUGGCAGUGGGUCUCGAUCGGUCUUGCGUGCUCGGGUGUCGUCGUCGUGGCCGUUGCGUACGGCAAGCUGCCGUGGAUCGCGCUCACGAUGGCGUUGACCUUUGCUCUCUACGGCUUGAUCAAGAAGCAAGCGCCGCUCAAUGCUCUCCAUGGCAUGAUGCUCGAGACGUCGAUUUUGUUUCCAAUCGCGCUCACGUACCUUAUCGUCGUCGAAUGCCAAGGCACGGGCGCCUGA